This is a messenger RNA of Rotaria sp. Silwood1, 657 nucleotides long. The record is from the annotation of a GenBank genome assembly. Lineage: Eukaryota; Metazoa; Rotifera; Eurotatoria; Philodinida; Philodinidae.
AUGCACGAACCAUCAAAUGCAAUUCCACUUAAAGUUGAUACUGAAGGCAAAAUAAAAUUUGAUACUAUUCUUAAGCACAAUAUUAAGGGCAACAAAAUUGUCUACUCAAAUUUUGUCGAUUUACUACUCAAAAAACUUCGUGAAGACGAUCCAAAAAACAAAAAAAAAACCCGUGAAAUUCUCGAAGCUCUUGUAUCAUCUAAAAUAUCAGCUGCCAUGCCAGUUCAACAUGCCGAAAAGCAAGCACCUGUUCAAUACAUUCGUUAUACACCAUCACAACAAGGACCUGCUUUUAAUUCUGGUGCUAAACAACGUAUUAUUCAAAUGGUUGAAGUUCAAAAAGAUCCUAUGGAACCACCUCGAUUUAAAAUUAAUAAGAAAAUUCCUCGUGGACCUCCAAGUCCUCCAGUUCCAAUUCUUCAUUCACCAACACAAAAAGUUACUAUAAAAGAACAACAAAAUUGGAAGAUUCCAUCAUGUAUUUCAAACUGGAAAAAUGCUAAAGGUUAUACAAUUCCACUUGAUAAACGUUUAGCAGUCGAUGGUCAUGGUCUUCAAAGUACACAUAUCAAUGAAAACUUCGCUAAACUUGCUGAAUCUUUAUACACAGUUGAUUUGAAGGCUCGUGAAGCAGUUGAUAUGCGGGCUAAAGUGGAA